Messenger RNA from Prosopis cineraria, 4214 nucleotides. Its product is annotated as kinesin-like protein KIN-4A. Gene Ontology annotation, molecular function: microtubule motor activity; ATP binding; microtubule binding. Gene Ontology annotation, biological process: mitotic spindle organization; microtubule-based movement. NCBI's taxonomy places the organism in Eukaryota, Viridiplantae, Streptophyta, Magnoliopsida, Fabales, Fabaceae. The transcript has 26 exons. Bases 512 to 3607 code for a protein of 1031 amino acids. The record is from RefSeq and is a predicted model, not a curated record.
CAGUAGAUUUCAUUCUUGCCUACAAAAUAAAAAGUCCUACUCCUACCUCCUUUAUUCGUUAAAAUUACCUGUGAGAAUCACAGAAUUCUGAAAAAAAAUAAUGACAAUUUCGGAACUGUUCCUGAAAGACUCGCGGCACGCAACUGUCUGGACUGGUGUGCAGUGAAGCCGAAGGAAAAUGAUAGUGGUUGUUGUCCUUACAGUUACCUUGAGCAGCUCCGGUGUCCUCCGCUCUCACUGCCCCUAUUUCCACAGCCACCCUUCAUUUUCUCUCUCCCGCAAUCUCUAACUAUAUCACUUUCUCUCUCUUACACUGUCCCGUGCUUUCCCUUCCCUUCUUGCUCCUGUAGUUGCUGCAUCCCUUUCCCGUCCUGAAACUUCUCUCAACUCUCCUGCCAGCGUUGAGGACGGCUUUCCCAGCUCCUGGAUCUUUUCCUCUCGCUGAACCGUUCAUACUGCGGGAGCUCUCUCCCCUUCAUUUUCCGUCUCUCCUUUUCUGGGCUGCUUCCCAAUGGAAGCAGGGGAAGAUUGUUGCGUCAAGGUUGCUGUCCAUGUCCGACCGCUCAUCAGUGAUGAAAAGCUUCAGGGAUGUAAAGACUGUGUCAUUGUCGUCCCUGGGAAGCCUCAGGUGCAAAUUGGUGCUCAUUCCUUCACAUUUGAUCAUGUUUACGGGAGUACUGGUUCUCCUUCAUCCUCUAUGUUUGAAGAAUGUGUCGCUCCCCUUGUUGAUGGUUUAUUCCAAGGAUAUAAUGCUACUGUUCUCGCAUAUGGUCAGACAGGUUCAGGGAAAACAUACACCAUGGGUACUGGUUUUAAAGAUGGUUGCCAAACAGGCAUAAUACCCCAAGUCAUGAAUGUUUUGUUCAGCAAAAUUGAGACUUUAAAGCAUCAGAUUGAAUUUCAAUUGCAUGUUUCCUUCAUUGAGAUUCUUAAAGAAGAAGUACGAGACUUGUUGGAUCCUUCUUCCAUGAGCAAGCAAGAAGCUGCUAAUGGACAUGCAGGAAAAGUGACCGUCCCUGGGAAACCUCCCAUACAAAUUCGUGAGACAUCAAAUGGUGUUAUUACACUAGCUGGAUCUACUGAAGUUAGUGUUUCAACACUGAAAGAAAUGGCUGCUUGGCUGGAACAAGGGUCAUUGAGCAGAGCUACUGCGAGCACAAAUAUGAAUAACCAAUCCAGUCGUUCACAUGCCAUUUUCACCAUCACAUUAGAGCAAAUGCAUAAACCCAAGGCUGUUAUGCCUGGCGAGAACGGUUUAAAUGAGUCAAUUAAUGAUGAGUAUCUUUGUGCUAAGUUGCACCUCGUGGAUCUUGCUGGCUCAGAACGAGCUAAAAGAACAGGCUCUGAUGGUCUGCGUUUUAAGGAAGGAAUUCAUAUUAACAAGGGCCUCCUGGCACUUGGUAAUGUUAUUAGUGCACUUGGUGAUGAAAAGAAGCGAAAGGAAGGUGUUCAUGUUCCUUACAGGGAUAGUAAACUUACUAGGCUUUUGCAGGAUUCACUCGGUGGUAACAGCAGAACUGUUAUGAUAGCCUGCAUAAGUCCUGCUGAUAUUAAUGCUGAGGAAACCCUCAACACUUUGAAGUAUGCAAAUCGUGCACGCAAUAUUCAAAAUAAACCUGUUGUCAACAGAGAUCCCAUGUCCAGCGAAAUGCUGAAAAUGAGACAACAGCUAGAGUAUUUGCAAGCAGAACUUUGUGCUCGUGCUGGGGGCUCUUCUGAGGAAGUUCAGGUCCUCAAGGAAAGGAUUGCUUGGCUUGAAGCUGCUAAUGAGAAUCUUUGCCGCGAACUUCACGAAUACCGUAGCAGAUGUUCUGUUGUAGAACAAUGUGAAAAGGACGCUCUUGAUGGUAGCCCAUGCAUUGUUAAGACUGAUGGGCUCAAGAGGAGCUUUCCUAUCAUAGCAUCUGAUUAUUCAGUGAAUGAAACAACAGCAGGUGAUCCAAGAGAGAUUGAAGAAGUGGCAAAAGAAUGGGAGCACACACUUCUGCAAAAUAGUAUGGAUAGAGAGUUGCACGAGUUAAAUAAACGCUUGGAGCAGAAAGAGACUGAAAUGAAGCUUUUUGGAGCAUCUGAUGCUGAAGUACUCAAGCAUCACUUUGGAAGGAAAAUAAUGGAGUUGGAGGAUGAGAAGAGAGCUGUCCAGCAAGAAAGGGAUCGUCUAUUAGCUGAGGUUGAAAAUCUUUCUGCUAAUUCUGAUGGACAAACACAGAAAUUAGAGGAUGUCCAUGCCCAAAAAUUGAAAUCACUUGAAUCACAGAUUCUGGAUCUGAAGAAGAAACAAGAGAGCCAGGUUCAGCUUAUGAAGCAGAAGCAAAAAAGUGAUGAGGCAGCGAAGAGACUGCAAGACGAAAUACAAUCUAUAAAAGCCCAGAAGGUUCAAUUGCAACAAAGGAUUAAACAAGAGGCAGAGCAAUUUCGGCAGUGGAAGGCUUCUAGAGAAAAAGAACUCCUGCAAUUACGAAAGGAAGGAAGGAAAAAUGAGUAUGAAAGACAUAAGCUACAAGCUUUAAAUCAGCGCCAGAAAAUGGUCCUUCAAAGAAAGACUGAAGAAGCUGCCAUGGCCACCAAGAGACUAAAGGAGUUGUUAGAAGCUCGGAAAUCUUCCAGCCGAGAUACUUCAUCUAUUAUCAACGGAAGUGGAACAAAUGGACAGAGCAAUGAGAAGUCCUUACAACGGUGGCUUGAUCAUGAGCUAGAAGUCAUGGUGAAAGAGCAUGAAGUCCGUUUUGAGUAUGAGAAGCAGAGCCAAGUGCGAGCUGCUCUUGCUGAAGAGUUAGCCAUACUGAAGCAAGUGAAUGAAUUUGCUGCAAAGGGCCUCACUCCUCCAAGAGGAAAGAAUGGUUUUGCUAGAGCAUCCUCCAUGUCACCAAAUGCAAGAAUGGCUAGAAUAGCUUCGCUGGAGAACAUGCUGAGCAUAUCAUCUAAUUCACUAGUGGCAAUGGCUUCUCAACUUUCUGAAGCAGAAGAAAGAGAACGAGCUUUUACUAAUCGCGGACGCUGGAACCAACUGCGCUCAAUGGGAGAAGCCAAGAAUUUGCUUCAAUAUAUGUUCAAUUCUGUUGCAGAUGCUAGAUGCCAACUGUGGGAGAGAGAUAUGGAGAUCAGGGAAAUGAAAGAACAAAUUAAAGAACUUGUAGGCCUAUUACGGCAGAGUGAGAUGAAGCGAAAGGAAACUGAGAAGGAGCUGAAAUUGAGAGAUCAAGCGCUUGCAACCACAUUGGCUACACCAGCUUCUGGGAACUCACCAAAUUCAGUGAAACACUACGUUGAAGAUAUGAAUGGAUCGUUAUCUCCGGUGUCUGUGCCAGUACCAAAACAGCUCAAGUAUACCCCAGGAGUCGUUAAUGGCCUCGCAGGGGAAUCCGCAGCAUUUAUAGAUCAGAGUAGAAAGAUGGUACCCAUGAGGCAACUAUCAAUGAAAAAACUAGCAUUUGUAGGACAAGCUUCAGGGAAGUUGUGGAGGUGGAAAAGAAGUCACCACCAAUGGUUAGUACAAUUCAAGUGGAAGUGGCAAAAGCCCUGGAGGCUUUCAGAAUGGAUUCGCCACAGUGAUGAGACAAUUAUGAGAGCAAGGCCACGGCCACAGGCCUUGCCACGUCCCCUAUGAACCAUGAGCAUAUACGAUCACCGAACAACUGUCACCUAGUAUUCAUUUUUGGACCAACGAGAGUGAUCAUAGACACAGGACUUUGGAAAGAGCACAACAUUAGUGUAACAUACUAAUUUUAGUAGCCGCUCACCAUACAUACCUAUAGUAUUGGAUAAUGCUAUCCGAAUCUUGGAAACUUGCACAUAAUUACUGGUAGUGGAGCAUCUCGUGAGGUUUGUUGCGAUGUUGCCAGCGGUAACCCAAAUAAUUGCCUGAGUAGGAGGAGACGGGGGCUUGCUGGACAAGUUUUUUUUUUUUUUUUUUUGGCAUAAAUACUCUGUUCAUUCCAACAUGAGUAGAGAAAGGGAAAAAAUUAUUCAUCAAUUCUUGGAAAUGUGUACUACGGGUCUUUUACUCUUAUAUUCCUUGUUGUAAUUGUAAUUUGUUGUUGUCUCGUUGUGUUCGAGUCCAUUAUUGAUUUUGUUGAUAGUUUGUAUACUGUAGUGUUUCUGUUACAUAACAGUAGGGAAUUCUUCUAUAGCUGUUUUUUCGAUUGUUGGGUCUUCAUGUGUGUAAACUGUCAAGAAUUUAUAGUUGUUAUAUAUAUGUAUAUUAUUGAGAGUUA